Anopheles funestus (African malaria mosquito) is the source of this 861-nucleotide messenger RNA. RefSeq names its product trypsin-1. Lineage: Eukaryota; Metazoa; Arthropoda; Insecta; Diptera; Culicidae. The transcript has a single exon. Gene Ontology annotation, molecular function: serine-type endopeptidase activity. Bases 1 to 861 code for a protein of 286 amino acids. Gene Ontology annotation, biological process: proteolysis. The record is from RefSeq and is a predicted model, not a curated record.
AUGUCCAAUGCAAUGGCCAUACGAGUAUCGGACACGAUGUCGAACAAGAUUGCAAUUCUCCUGGCAGUUCUAGUUGCCGUAGUAGCCUGCGUUCAGGCACAGGCCGAUCAGCGUCAUCGACUCGUUCGACCGCAGCCACGAUUCUCACCGCGACCACGUUACGCCGUUGGCCAGCGCAUCGUCGGUGGAUUCGAGAUCGACGUCUCCGAUGCUCCGUAUCAGGUGUCUUUGCAGUACAACAAGCGUCACAACUGUGGUGGAUCCGUCUUGUCCAGCAAGUGGGUUCUAACGGCUGCUCACUGCACUGCCGGAGCUUCGCCUUCGAGCUUGACUGUGCGUCUGGGAUCGUCUAAACACGCAUCGGGUGGAACCGUUGUCCGUGUUGCACGUGUCGUGCAGCACGCUGGCUACGACAGCAGUAGCAUCGAUUAUGACUACUCUCUGCUGGAGCUGGAAAGUGAGCUUACCUUCAGCGAUGAGGUGCAACCAGUUGGUCUUCCCGAACAGGAUGAAACAGUGAAGGAUGGAACCAUGACCACCGUCUCUGGCUGGGGAAAUACUCAGAGUGCUACUGAAUCGAACGCCGUUCUGCGGGCAGCCAAUGUGCCGACAGUGAAUCAAAAGGAAUGUGACAAGGCGUAUCAGUCAUUUGGAGGAGUCACUGACCGUAUGCUGUGCGCUGGAUAUCAGCAGGGUGGAAAGGACGCUUGCCAGGGAGACUCUGGUGGUCCGCUGGUCGCUGAUGGAAAGCUCGUUGGUGUCGUUUCCUGGGGCUAUGGAUGUGCUCAGGCUGGCUAUCCAGGAGUAUACUCGCGUGUGGCCGUCGUUCGUGACUGGGUUCGUAAGAACAGUGGAGUAUAA